Molecule: messenger RNA, 1975 nt
Organism: Capra hircus (goat)
Lineage: Eukaryota; Metazoa; Chordata; Mammalia; Artiodactyla; Bovidae
Gene: R3HDML
Product: R3H domain containing like
Exons: 5
Coding region: 1-759 (252 amino acids)
Source: RefSeq, a predicted model, not a curated record
AUGCCCCCGCUGCCCGGCACUGUGGGCCUGGCAGGCCUGCUCUUCUGGGCAGGCCAGACAAUGAACGCCUUGAUGCCCAACGCCACCCUGGCACUGGCCCAGACCAAGGGCACAGCUGUGAGGCCCCUGAGUGGCCUGGGGGUGCCUCGGUACCGGCGGAAGCGCCACAUCUCUGCCCGGGACAUGAGUGCCUUAUUGGAUUAUCACAACCACAUCCGGGCCAGCGUGCACCCACCUGCUGCCAACAUGGAGUAUAUGGUCUGGGACGAGCGGCUGGCCAGGUCGGCUGAGGCCUGGGCCUCCCAGUGCAUUUGGGCCCACGGGCCCUCACAGCUGAUGAGAUACGUGGGCCAGAACCUGUCUGUCCAUUCCGGCCGGUACCGCUCGGUGGUGGAUCUUGUGAGGUCUUGGUCAGAGGAGAAGCGGCAUUACUUGUUUCCUGCCCCAAAGGACUGUACCCCGCAUUGCCCCUGGCGCUGCCGUGGCCCUGUCUGCUCCCACUAUACCCAGAUGGUGUGGGCAUCUUCCAAUCGGCUGGGCUGUGCCAUCCACACCUGUGGCAGCAUCCGCGUCUGGGGCAGCACCUGGCGCCAGGCUGUGUACCUGGUCUGCAACUAUGCCAUUAAGGGUAACUGGAUCGGAGAGGCACCGUACAAGACGGGGAGGCCGUGUUCCGCCUGCCCACCCAUCUACCAAGGCAGCUGCAGCAGCAACCUGUGCUUCUUGAGACGCAAGUCCAACAAGCUUCUGUGGUUCUGAAUUUUCCAUGGGCUCUGGCAGGCCUCCGGCUGGGCCUGACGCUCCAAGAGUCCCUUCCCCAAGACAGGGUCAAGGAAUACUUUUUUAAGGAUGUGAGUUGGGCUCACUUCACCUACCUGAAUCUUCCCUCCUGUUUCCAUUUCCUAAGCGUCCAGCAUGUACCAGGAGAAAACAGCCUCCUUGCUUUCCUUCUUACCUGUUACAUCUUUUUCUCCUCCGGCCUCCGGGAAAGAGGCCUGCAUCCUCAAUUGACUCAGUUCUCAGAGAGCCAGGGCUGGAAGAAGCAGUGGCAGCAGCUUUUGGACUCUCAGGCCUCCAACCCGCAAGUCUUUGUGUAUCCAAUAAACUACCUUCAUUCAUUCAGUAAUAGCCAACCAGCUUCUGGGCCGUCUUGGUGAGCCAGUGGUCUCCCUCUCUGAUUUGGGACCAUUUCAGUUGCAAGCUUUUACAAAAUAACUGUAGUUAGCUUGUGGACAGCCCACCCCUAGUGUACGUUGCUGAAGCCACUGCAGGGUCCAGGCACCUUUUUUACAGGUGGGCACACUGAGGCUUAGCGAAAGGGCAUGACUUACUGAGAGCUGCAUGGCUUGUCUGGGAAGGUACCCAGGUUGAAGCCCAGGCUCUGACAGCUCCUUCAGUCUGUUCUAGACACCUCUCUGAAUGCUCAGAACUGACAAGCUAAAAGCAAAGCUCACCUGAGGGAAUUCUCUCUUUUAAGGCUUUUUUUUUUUUUUCUUCCUGUGGCUCUCUCUGUCUCUCUCUCCUUUCUUUAUUUCUCCCACAGAAUCUCAUUCUCAUUCCCAGAAACCUCCCCUCUCCCCACCCCACCCAGUUAUCAAAACACACAAAAGACCUUUUGUCUUUAGAGAUAGUAAAAUCUCUCCCUCAGACCUUGCCCUCCAGCUGGGGCCCCCUCCCUGCCUGGCUGAAGAGAGCUUCAUUCAAAGACCCGGAUGGAAAACAAGCCCCUUUUCACAGAGUCCCUACAUGAUCCUGGAUGGAAUGAGUAUUCUUCCCUCUUGGACAUUCCCACCUAGUCUACGACCUGUAGCUGUGUCUCCAAUAUCACCUUCCUCCGCCCUCAAUAAAGUUCUCUGACAUCUCAUGCAGUGGCUCUUUCUGGUCCCCGUCUUGGUCCUCAGGAGGGUCAAAGAGGAGAGAAGGAAGCGGAGCAGAGGACAUGGGCUGUGGGGAAACCAGCUCAGGAAGAAGGCCG